AUAUACUUAGACACGGUUACAAACAAUUGUCCGAGUAGAGUAAACCCUAGAAGCGCCUCAUCUCCUUUGUCUGCAGAAGCUAGCCAUGGCUCCGAAGAAGGAAAAGGCUCCACCAGCGUCCAAACCUGUCAAAUCAGGUGGAGGGAAGCAGAAGAAGAAGAAAUGGAGCAAGGGUAAGCAAAAGGAGAAGGUCAACAACAUGGUCCUUUUCGACAAAGCAACUUAUGAUAAGCUUCUGACUGAAGCCCCCAAGUUUAAGCUUGUAACUCCUUCAAUCCUGUCAGACAGAUUGAGAGUCAAUGGUUCUCUUGCACGCAAGGCAAUCAAAGAACUGAUGGAAAAGGGUUUGAUCAGAUUGGUAUCUUCACACUCCAGCCAGCAGAUUUACACCAGAGCUACUAAUACUCAGUAGAUGGAAUUUUGUUAUUGUUCCUUAAUAUGGUUUGUUUGUGUAAUCUUUAGCAGUAUUCUAUUUUCUGCAGUAAUGAACCUGGAUUUUUGUUUACAAUUCUAUCACAGUUUAUGAAUAUUUUCUUUCCCAUAUUUUUAUUUUUAACAUCA
Molecule: messenger RNA, 561 nt
Organism: Impatiens glandulifera
Lineage: Eukaryota; Viridiplantae; Streptophyta; Magnoliopsida; Ericales; Balsaminaceae
Product: 40S ribosomal protein S25-2-like
Exons: 4
Coding region: 86-412 (108 amino acids)
Cellular component (GO): cytosolic small ribosomal subunit
Molecular function (GO): structural constituent of ribosome
Source: RefSeq, a predicted model, not a curated record